This is a messenger RNA of Zasmidium cellare ATCC 36951, 690 nucleotides long. RefSeq lists its product as uncharacterized. The record is from RefSeq and is a predicted model, not a curated record. Gene Ontology annotation, molecular function: proton-transporting ATP synthase activity, rotational mechanism. The transcript has 3 exons. Gene Ontology annotation, cellular component: membrane. Gene Ontology annotation, biological process: proton motive force-driven mitochondrial ATP synthesis. The coding region runs from base 1 to 690 and encodes 229 amino acids. NCBI's taxonomy places the organism in Eukaryota, Fungi, Ascomycota, Dothideomycetes, Mycosphaerellales, Mycosphaerellaceae.
AUGUUGGCCGGCCGCGUCGCAGCUCGGUCUUUCCGAGUGGCAGCUCCUCGAUUCCAGCUCGCGGCCACACGCUCCUUCGCCGAAGCCGCGGCAAAGCCUGCAGAUGCCAGCAGCAAGCCUCCUAUCGAGUUGUUCGGCGUCGAUGGCACCUAUGCCAGCGCUCUGUACACCGCGGCCUCCAAAUCCCAAUCCCUCGACUCCGUCUCCAAAGCCCUGGAGUCCCUGAACCAAACCUUCGAAAAGGACACUCGCUUGCAAGCCCUCAUCAGCGCCCCGACCCUCACCGCCUCCGACAAGAAGCAGAUCGUCACCGAGCUGCAAAAGACCACCAAUACCCAGGACAAGUCCAACACGGUCGCCAACUUCCUCGAAACCCUCGCGGAGAACAACCGCCUCAGCGUCCUCGAGGGCGUCUGCGAGAAGUUUGCCCAGCUGGUCAGCGCUGCGCAUGGUGAGGUCGAGAUGACCAUCACUUCGGCUGCACCCCUGGAUGCCAAGGUCGUCAAGCAGCUGGAGACGGCUGUGAGCAAGAGCCAGUAUGUUGGUGCAGGCAAGAAGUUGAAGGUUGUUCCAAAGGUCAACCCAGAAAUCCGCGGCGGCCUCGUGGUCGAAAUCGGCGACCGCACCAUUGACCUCAGCGUUUCCUCGAGAAUGUCCAAGAUGAACAAGCUCCUCCAAGAAACCUUGUAA